UGGGGUUGGGGGGCUGCAUCACGGGCUGGACCCCCACCUCAGUCCCCAGCAGGGCAGGGGAACAGGGGACCCGCUUGGCACCUGGGGGAGGCAGAGCCACCCGCAGCUCCCCUCGUCCUCAGGCCACUGUGGGACGGUGCCCCAGGGAGAGCAGCACUGGGCACACAGCCCCCCAGCCAGGGGCAGCACUUGGCUGAGGGGGGCACUGCUGGAGCAGGAGACGUCUCAGCUGGGGAUGAGGGCACAGCAGGGGAGCGGGGCAUCCUGGGGGGUGCGCGGUGCAGCCGGGACACCAGCAUGAGGCUCAGUGGGUCACUGAAUGCUGCAGCAGGGCCCCCCAGCUCGCUCAGGCAGAGGCAGGCAGGGCAGGCGGCACCCGCCACCACCGGCCGCUGGGGCUGCCACCACCCCUGGCUCGACCCUGAUCAGCUCAAGAGGGCCAGGCUGCACGUGGAGAGGGCCAUCAAGGAGAAGAAGAUCUUCACGGUGCAGGGCCCCUACCCCGUCAUCCGCAGCCUGCUGCGGGCCCGGGGCUGGGUGGAGAGGAAGCUUCCCGGUGCAGGCAGGGCAGGCAGCUGGCUGGAGCAGCAUCAUGGCAGCCAGGGGAAGCAGCUGCAGGAGGAGGAGGAAGGCAGUGAUGGUGGCAGUGCUGAGCAGGAGGAAGCAGUGCUGGACCUGCAGCUGGGGUCCACAUGGCCUUCCCUGGGGACUACAGAGCCCCCACGGCCACCGGAGGAGGAAGAGGAGAAAGAGUGGUGGGAUGAGGACCCUGAUGGCAUCCACGACCUCAUGUCCCGCCUGGUGCGAGACCAGGUGCCGUACUUCAUCUGGACCAACCGCCUCAGUGCUGUUGACUGCCGGCUGCUGCGGCAGGACCAGGUGGUGAACCACUACGCCCAGGUGGGCGCCUUCACUACCAAGGAGGGGCUGUGCCUCAACCUGCGAAACCUGCCCUGGUUUGACCAAGCCGACCCUGACACCUUCUUCCCCCGGUGCUACCGGCUGGGGGCUGCGGACGAGAGGCAAGCCUUCAUCGAGGAUUUUCGCCUGACAGCAGCUCGCAGCCUGCUCAAAGUGGCUCUCGAGAGGACAGAGCAGCCCCCAAAAUCCAGUGAGGGGCCAGGAGCCCCAGGGCCCCCCUUGACCCCCCAGCUGGUGGAGGAGGCCCUGCAGAUCUGUGGGCAGCAUCUGAGCAGCCUGGGGCACCAGGACAUUGAUAAGGACCCUCCAUCCCCCCGCACCGACUGGGACCGCUUCCUGCGGGAUUACUACUGCGUGGUGCAUGAAGGGGCCAGGCUGGUGCUGAGUGGGGCACAGCGGGAGCAGUGCCAGGCCCUGCUGCAGCGCCUGGCAGGACGGCUGCCCCAGCUCGGCAUGGAGGGUGACUGCAACAUCUGGAUCCUCAAACCCGGUGCCAAAUCCCGGGGCAGGGGCAUCGUCUGCACGGCACGGCUGGAGGAGGUGCUGCAGCUGGCGGGGUGCUGUGUGGCACCCUUGGUGCGGGUGGGCGAGUGGGUGGUGCAGAAAUACGUGGAGCGGCCACUGCUCAUCUUCGGUACCAAAUUUGACAUCCGGCAAUGGUUCCUGGUGACUGACUGGAACCCGCUGACCAUCUGGUUUUACCGUGAGAGCUACCUGCGCUUCUGCUCCCGGCUCUUCUCCCUGCGCCGCCUGGACCCCGCCCGGCACCUCUGCAACGUCUCCAUCCAGAAGCAGUGCAGGCAGGCACGGGGCCGGCCCCCCCAGCUGCCCCCAGACCAGAUCUGGUCCUGCCGGCAGCUCCAGGCGUACCUGGCGCAGGUGGGACAGGCGGGCACCUGGCACCAGGUGAUGGUGCCUGGCAUGAAGGCAGCUGUGGUGGGUGCCCUGCGCAGUGCUCAAGACCUGGUGGGGUCCCGUAAGGGCAGUUUUGAACUCUACGGGGCUGAUUUUGUCUUUGGGGAGGAUUGCCAGCCCUGGCUGCUGGAGAUCAACGCCAGCCCCACCAUGGCCCCCUCCUCGGCAGUGACCAGCCGGCUCUGUGCCAGCGUCCAGCGGGACACACUGCGUGUGGUGAUCGACCGCAGGGAUGACCCUGACUGCUCCACUGGUGCCUUUGAGCUCAUCUACAAAGAGGCGGCCGUGCCUGUGCCUCUGUACGUGGGGCUGAAGCUGAUGGUGGAAGGCUGCUCCCUGAGGAAGCCCCAGCUGCCACGGCAUCGGCCCCGGGGCAAGCCCCCCACCACUGCCCCGUGUGCCCCCCAGCCCCGCGUGCCCCCCAGCCCCUGGGGCAAAGCCACCCAGGUCGCCCAGCCGGGAGCAGCGCGGGGGCAGCCGGCUCUGACUGCCCCCGGCUCUGCCUCCCCGGCACCACUGCAGCCCCCGGGAGGCUGUGUCAGGAGCCGGGGCCUGCCGCAGCUCCGCCGCCUGCCCAGGCAGCCCCAGGCAGCUCUGCCCCUGCUUGAUGUCCGUCCCCUGGCCUCAGUGCCCAUCCCACCGCCCCGGGGAGCCCCUGGCAGCCCCCGGGGAGCUGCAGGCUGGCCUCCCGCUCCCCCUCCUGCCAGGGUGCUGUGUCCGCCUGGGCUGGCCCCCAGCACCUGGACCCCUGGCCUGGGGCAGCUGAGCCCCACUGCGAGGAAGCGGCACACGGCACCUGCCAGGGGGAUGCAGAGGAGCUGUGACACCAAAGGACACCCAGGAGGGGACAGCACCGUGCCCAUCCCAGCUGGGGCAACACGGCAGCACCCAGCUCCCCCCCACCCCAGCCAGACCCGAUCGCUGGGUGGGGGCACCCAGCCCACCCCCCGCAGGGGCUGCAAAACACGUCUAUGACAGGGAGCCUGGCUCUGCCCCUCUGUGUGUGGGAGGGUGCAGGCACAGCUGGGGCUGCACCGGGGCUGCGGGCAGGAACUGGGGCUGCUGCGGCAGCUCCUUGGCCGGGGGCAGAGAGCGGGCAGGAAAAGACGCCUCUGCUUCUGCUUGCCUGUGGUUGCGCCUGCCAGACAGAACCGUGCUGGUGGGGACACCGCUGCACCCCUGC
Grus americana (Whooping crane) is the source of this 3019-nucleotide messenger RNA. It is a transcript of the gene TTLL3, whose product is annotated as tubulin tyrosine ligase like 3. The record is from RefSeq and is a predicted model, not a curated record. Gene Ontology annotation, cellular component: cilium. Gene Ontology annotation, molecular function: protein-glycine ligase activity, initiating. The transcript has 11 exons. The coding region runs from base 298 to 2811 and encodes 837 amino acids. Gene Ontology annotation, biological process: protein polyglycylation; cilium movement; cilium assembly. NCBI's taxonomy places the organism in Eukaryota, Metazoa, Chordata, Aves, Gruiformes, Gruidae.